AUGAAGGUCGUGGGGCUGCUGUCGGGCGGCAAGGACAGCUGCUUUAAUCUGUGCCACUGCGUCCUGCAGGGCCACGAGAUCGUGGCACUGGCGACGCUUGCGCCACCCAGCGGCAAGGAUGAGAUUGAUUCGUACAUGUACCAGACGGUCGGGCACGAUGCGGUGCACGCGGUGGCCGCCGCGAUGGGCCUGCCCCUGUACCGUGCGGAAAUCACCGGCGAGCCGCUGAACCAAGGCGCCGUGUACGGAGCGCGCGACCCGCAAGCAACAGAAAAGAGCGCGGGCGACGAGACCGAGGAUCUGUACCGCCUCUUGUGCACCGUCAAAGCGCACCACCCCGAUGUAGAAGGCGUGAGCGUCGGCGCGAUCCUGUCCAACUACCAGCGCGUGCGCGUCGAGCAUGUUGCGCUGCGCCCCGAGCUGCUCAUGCAGCCGCUCGCCUUCCUCUGGCAGCGGAAUCAGUCGCAUCUUUUGCACGAAAUGAAUACGUCGGGCCUCUGCGCGGUGAUUCUCAAGGUCGCGGGCAUCGGCCUGACGGAACGCGACCUGGGCAAGACGCUGCAGCAGCUACAGCCGAAGCUCGAGAAUCUGCACGCCUUGUACGGCGCACACGUCUGCGGCGAGGGCGGCGAGUACGAAACCCUCUCGCUCGACUCGCCGCUGUUUGUGAAGCGAGUGGAGCUGCGCAACACCGAGACGGUGAUCCACUCGGACGCGGCGUUUGCGAGCGUGAGCUAUCUGCGUGUCCCCGAGGCGGUGCUCUGCGACAAGGAGCCGGGGUCAUUCGGGCAGGAGGCCGUGCAUGCGAGCAUGCGUGCGCCACCCCUUCUUGACCCGCUCGGCGUGCAGGCCUACGAGGUGGCCCAUGGCGGAGACCAAGGCCCCUUUUCGACGUUCCCCGCCGCGCUGCCGUGCCGUCCCACGGUGCAGUCGUGCGAGCGCGGCGCAUGGAUCGCGGUCGGCGACGUGAGCGGCACCGGCCCGUCGUUUGAGGACGAGGUGCGCAGCGCCCUAGAAAGGCUCCGCACGACACUCGCGGCGCACGGCUACGCCAUGACGGAUAUCUGCCACAUGAACGUGUACCUGGCCUCGCAGGCGCUCUUUCCCACGCUCAAUGCGAUCUACUGCGCCCAGUUUGGCGCCGCCCCCCCCUCGCGCGCGUGCGUCGCGCUGCCGCUCGGCGACGGCGGCGUGCGUGUGGUGCUGGACGCCGUCGCGCACCGUGAUACCCAGCCCCCCGGGCGGCGCACGCUCCAUGUGCAGAGCCGGAGCUACUGGGCACCGGCCAACAUUGGCCCCUACUCGCAAGCGGUGAAUUCCGACCACCGCGUGUGGAUUGCCGGGCAGAUUGGCAUGGAGCCCACGACGCUCGACGUUGUGCCCGAGCCUGCGAUGCAGGUUGCACUGGCGCUGCAGCAUGUGCGCCGCAUCGUGCUUGCCGUGCGCGAAUGGAGCUAUGCGCCGACAGAGGGGUACGUAGAAGGGGGCGUGUGCUGGAUCGCUACGCGCCAUGCCCACUCGCUCAGCCGCGCGGUCGGCGCGGUGUGGCACGCCGAGGCGGACGACGACAGCGCGCAUGCGCACCAGCAGAGCGACGACACGGCGUGGCUCGGCGAGUGCCGCAGCCCCCUGCAGGUCCCUCUGCUCAUUGUGCAGCUUGCGCCGGAUGCCCUGCCGAAGCACGCUGCGGUCGAGUGGCAGCUCACCGCGAGCACCGGGCGUUCGCGCUUUGGUCCUGCCGACGACGAGGAGGACGCGUACAAUGUGCCGACCUAUGUGGACGGCUCGUUUGUGCACGAGCAUGUCGAGUGUGUGUACCGCCUUGCGUACGUCGCUGUGCUCGGCACCGCGUGCGGCGUCGCGACGCUGCGCGCGACCGACGCGCCCGACGCGCCCGAUGCGCAUUCCCCCCUCUUUGCGUCGUACCUCGCGCAAGCGCUGCACGUCCGCCUCGUGCACGCCGCCGACGCCUCCCCCACGGCCGCCGACGCGCUCCUCGCCCCCCUGGGCCGCGCCACGACGCACGUCCCUGCCUAUGGCUGGGCGCCGAGUGGCGGCGCCCUGACGACCGAUGGAGCCGCGAUCGCGUUUGUAUGCUAA
Malassezia japonica is the source of this 2100-nucleotide messenger RNA. Its product is annotated as diphthine--ammonia ligase. The record is from RefSeq and is a predicted model, not a curated record. Gene Ontology annotation, biological process: protein histidyl modification to diphthamide. Gene Ontology annotation, molecular function: diphthine-ammonia ligase activity. The coding region runs from base 1 to 2100 and encodes 699 amino acids. The transcript is spliced from 5 exons. Lineage: Eukaryota; Fungi; Basidiomycota; Malasseziomycetes; Malasseziales; Malasseziaceae.